CAACAACUGAAACGUCAUUAAAACAUUGAAAAACCGCAAAAAUGUACUUAAUAAUUACUCUAUCACUGAAUUAUUACCUAAUUGUCUCUCCUUUGUGUAAAUAAAGCUUGAUUAAUGAGAUAAGUGAGGUGUCUUGUCCAAUUUUUUGUGACAGUUACAUAACCUAUAAUGUUGCGUCGGGGUUUCGUAAUUUUGCGACGGUUUUCAACCGCGGGGCCCAAAGGGGGCCCCUCGAGCCGCUUCCAGUACACGAUUAGGGCAGCUUUCGGCAAGUAUUUGCUCGUGACAAACACGGUGAGCUCGGGGGUGCUCAUGCUCCUGGGGGACGUGGUCGAGCAGGAGUUCCACCACGAUUUCAAGGCACGUGGGGAUGAGCCCCGCUACGAUUACGCCCGUUUAGGUAGGAUGUUUCUGGUGGGUUUGGGGAUGGGGCCCGUCCACCACUACUAUUACGGUUUUAUUAACAAAUUGUGGCCUUUGCGGGACAUGGUGACUGUUAGUAAAAAGAUUCUAGCCGAUCAGAUUGUUAUGUCGCCGAUUUGUAUAGCCCAGUUUUUUUAUACACUAGGGCUGCUAGAACAGAAACCUGUAAAGAGGAUAAAUGAGGAGUUUUUAGGCAAAUUUGGGGCUGUCUACACGAUGGAUUGGUGUGUGUGGCCCCCGACACAAUUUAUCAAUUUUUAUUUAAUCCCCUGUAGAUAUCAAGUUAUUUAUAUUAAUUUCGUCACUAUGAUUUAUAACGUAUUUUUAUCGUAUAUCAAGCACGAAUAUUAACCAAUUUAAAUAAGACCAAAAGUAUUGCAAUGCCAAGAGAGAAAUAAUGAAAAAUAAAAAUUAUGCAACCAGU
This is a messenger RNA of Tribolium madens (black flour beetle), 847 nucleotides long. RefSeq names its product mpv17-like protein 2. The record is from RefSeq and is a predicted model, not a curated record. NCBI's taxonomy places the organism in Eukaryota, Metazoa, Arthropoda, Insecta, Coleoptera, Tenebrionidae. Gene Ontology annotation, cellular component: cytoplasm; membrane. The transcript is spliced from 3 exons. The coding region runs from base 169 to 774 and encodes 201 amino acids. Gene Ontology annotation, biological process: mitochondrial ribosome assembly.